GGACCAAGACAAGGAGUAUGUGGGAUUUGCUACUUUGCCAAAUCAGGUUCACCGCAAAUCUGUGAAGAAGGGCUUCGACUUCACUUUAAUGGUGGCAGGAGAGUCCGGUUUAGGAAAGUCCACCCUGGUCAACAGUCUGUUCCUCACAGAUCUCUACAAGGACCGGAAGCUGCUGAACGCUGAAGAGAGGAUCACUCAGACGGUGGAGAUCACCAAACACACAGUGGACAUCGAGGAGAAGGGCGUCAAACUCAAGCUCACUAUCGUGGACACACCAGGGUUCGGAGAUGCUGUCAAUAACACUGAAUGCUGGAAGUCAGUGGCAGACUACAUAGACCAACAGUUUGAGCAGUACUUCAGAGAUGAGAGCGGACUGAACCGCAAGAACAUUCAGGAUAACCGAGUGCACUGCUGUCUCUACUUCAUUUCACCCUUCGGUCACGGUUUAAGGCCUCUGGACGUGGAGUUUAUGAAGGCUCUCCAUGAGAAGGUCAACAUCGUUCCUGUACUAGCUAAAGCUGACACACUCACACCACUGGAGGUCAAGAAAAAGAAAAUCAAGAUUCGAGAGGAGAUCGAACAGUACGGGAUAAAGAUCUACCAGUUUCCAGACUGUGAUUCAGAUGAGGAUGAGGACUUCAAACAGCAAGACCAAGAGCUCAAGGACAGCAUUCCCUUCGCUGUGAUCGGCAGUAACACAGUAGUGGAAGCCAAAGGCAAGAGGGUUCGAGGACGUCUGUACCCCUGGGGAAUCGUUGAAGUGGAGAACCCAGCACACUGUGACUUUGUGAAGUUGAGGAACAUGUUGGUACGAACACACAUGCAGGAUCUGAAGGAUGUGACCCGGGAAACCCACUACGAGAACUACAGAGCCCAUUGCAUCCAGAGCAUGACCCGCAUGGUGGUGAAGGAACGCAACCGCAACAAACUGACCAGGGAGAGCGGCACCGACUUCCCCAUUCCCAUGGUGCCCGGUGUCGCGGACGAGACGGAGAAGCUCAUCCGAGAGAAAGACGAGGAGUUGAGACGAAUGCAGGAGAUGCUGCAGAAGAUCCAGGAGCAGAUGCACACGCAGAAAGAGACGUAUUAACAGCGGUUUCACCCGGCGGAGUCUUCACUUCUCACUAACACUUCUGGGUCUCAUUUCCAAAUAAAAAUAAUAAUAAUAAUAAUAAUAAUACAUUCUUUGAGUUUGAGGUGAAAUUUCACCCAGACCUGUUGGUAUGAGUAAAGGUUCAAAAGGUUUCCAUUGUGACUGACACUAAACUUGACUCAAUGCUACCGUGUGCACUCGGGUUCAUCCAAUAUGUGUCUCUACCCCAAGAUUGUUUUAUAGUUGCUUGAUAUCAUAUUUAAUUUCUUUUUUUCUACAAUGUGUAACUUUAUUUUGUACAAUGUUCAUUAAUUGCAUCGUUGUAAUGUAUGUCUUUUGGUUUUGUUUGUAUUUCUAUAAAAACAAAAACUGCAAAAUGGCUUCUUUUAGAAAGUUUCUAAAUGGAACAAAAAAAAAAAACCAAGUUUUAUUUUCUUAUUGGAGAAAUACCGUACUGUAGAGAGAUAUUUUUGUUAACACGGCUAACACGCGUAUUGUUUCUCGUCUGGAUAAGAUGCAUGUUUAAAGAAGAAACGUCUUUCGGUGCGUUCACGUCAUGUCAGAAUCACGGUUUAGCUGUGCAUGUUGAAGAGCUGCUGGCGGUCAUGUGAUCUCCUGGCGAAACGUGAACGCACCGAUAUAUACUUAUACUGCUGUUUCAGUGGCGGGAAGGGUGCUCGUUGUGACCAUAUCUGUGUUACAGUCCAUAAAAUAAAUGAUAUUUCUCUUGCAUCAUAUAUAUUUUCUUGGGUAAUGUUGGUGAAACAAAAAACACACCUUGAAAUAACAGUGAAUGAAUAAACCUAUUUGCUAUA
Pimephales promelas (fathead minnow) is the source of this 1908-nucleotide messenger RNA. The record is from RefSeq and is a predicted model, not a curated record. NCBI's taxonomy places the organism in Eukaryota, Metazoa, Chordata, Actinopteri, Cypriniformes, Leuciscidae.